This is a messenger RNA of Topomyia yanbarensis, 3693 nucleotides long. RefSeq lists its product as uncharacterized. NCBI's taxonomy places the organism in Eukaryota, Metazoa, Arthropoda, Insecta, Diptera, Culicidae. The transcript has 2 exons. The coding region runs from base 433 to 1317 and encodes 294 amino acids. The record is from RefSeq and is a predicted model, not a curated record.
CAGAAGUGGGACGGAUCCUCCCUAGUGCUGGGAACCAUGUACUCGUACGACAUUUUCGCCGCGAUGCCCUGCUGCACUGAACGAUUGAAGUGCAACAACUGUUUCAAGCUGCUGCUGCAUCCGCACCAGCGGUUAAACUUCUACAGCGACUACAGCCACAGCGUGUCCUGUCCGUACUGUCACGCCCAGGAUACGCACUUCGUGAAGCCGUUGGCCUACUGCUACACCAAGCAGCCGAUGCAGUUAUUCCAGCAGUGGCCAUAACAUGAGGCCCCGUUGGAGUCCCCUAAGGUGGUGGUAGAUCCCCAGUUUACCGCCUCCGCCAGUACCAGUCGAAGCAACAGCACCUCCUCGGCAUCGCCGUCCUGUUCGUCGUCAACGGCGACCACGACCACGAACACGACGACCUCCUCCGCCAGCCAGGACUCGGCGAUGAACUCGUUCAUCCAGGAGCUGCGCAAUAUCAGCAGUUCCAGCAGUGCCAGCAGCAACAGCAGCUUCGAUUCGGGCUUCUCCGCAUCAUUCGCCGGAGGGGACUCCAACGGCGGCAGUGGCCGGGCCACUGCCCUCAAUCACCAACAGCAGCAACAACAACAGCAACAGAACAUCAUCUGGGGAAAUAAGUCACUCUGGGGUAGACCACCCCCGAGCCCAUCACCCUCAGCAAAGACAUCAUCCACACCGGCGACGGAAUCGUCAAAUAUCAACGGUAACAACAGUAUGUACGCUAGCAAAGAUCCCCAAUCCUCCUCCUCGACCUGGAACACGACGGCCAGUCCGUCGCUUCCAUCCCAGUCCCAAUCGCCCCCCUUUCCGCAAAGUAUUUGGGAAAACUCAGCUACGAAUGCAACCGAAUCGCUGGCACUGACCGGUCCCGGGUCUGCCGCCUCCCUCGGUUCCAUCUGGAUGAUUCCGGAAUCGUCCUCCCGAAGCGUUUGGGGCGAACCCCCUUCGAAGCCAAAUUCGCAGCUGCUGCGACCGGCUGAGAUAGGGUCCAGUAGCGUCAGCAGCAGCAGUAGCAACACAGGCGGCGGCGGUGCAGUCGGUAUCGGCUGUGGCAGCAAACUUAGCUCCCUGUGGGCACCGAACGCAGCCAUCGCGCCGGCGGUUACUGCUUCUGCUGCGUCCGGGAAUGUUUUGAAAUCGCUCCGACUGGCUGGUACGGUGGGUGCCGGUGGUGGCCCUAGCUCCAGCUUCGGUCUCGGUGGUUUGACCACGACUCCGACUGGUGGCGGCGGCGGCGGCGGCGGUGCAGCCACUUCCAGCUUGCAGCUGUUUUCGGACGAGUUUCUCAGUUAUCUAAAUAUCAACAAUUAGAGCAAUUUUUAUCUUGUUAUUUAGUUCAUUGCGUUUUUAUUAUUUUUUUCGGGUUUUUUUGUCUUAGUUUGCAAUUUAUUAUUUUUUGAUGUUUAUAAAUAUAUUUUUCGGUUACUCGUUUAUAUUCGCAAAGUGUUUUAUUCGGACUAUUGCCGUGUUGUGUAGAUGUUUUUUUUCGGGCCCAUUAGCCCUCGUAUCUAUACAUAUAAAUAUAUACAUUAUAAAUAUUGUAUGAAACAAAAGAAGAAAAGAAAACAUUUUUUUAUUCGAUAAGACCUAGCAGUAAGGACAAAACAAUGGUAUCUCACUUAAAGCAAAACAAAAAAUUAUCCUUUAAGGCUCUUUUCGUUCCAAAUCGUGGUGAGUUAUGAAUGACACAUGACAAACAAAACAAAAAAAAACACAAAAAGUGUAAACAAAGUUUGGUUUUCUCCUUGUACUAAAAGCUUACAUACAAACCUCUGGGAAAACUAGCGAUGGGCGGCAGUUUUGUGAGGUUAGGAAUUGCGUAUCGACAAAUGCACUACAAUCAAUCAAUCAAAAGAAGAAAAAAACCCAAAGCAAGCCAUGAAAUAAGCAAAACAAAAGCAAAGCGGCGGUAUUGAGAGGCGCGCGUCAAAGUGUGAAGCAAAAAAAUGAAAAAUAAAAACAAUUCAAAUCAGGUAUAAUUCUAGCUCCUCCGCCGAGGGCGGAUCAUUUUAGGCUUAAGUCAUCACUGAACUGUAGGAUGUGUAAACUGUAAACAGUGAACAGCAAACAACAACAACAACAAGCAAAACAAACCUAUUAUUAAUCGUCUUAGAAGUUUAUUACCCCUAAAUAUAUAUAGAUAUACGAGAUGGAGGUUAGUUUUUCGAACCUGUACAUAUAGGCCCAGAUGCAAAAGUGAACGAUUAGAAAGCAAUAUGGAUGAGUGCGGGAAAGAGUGCGAAUGCCAAUUUACAUAGACAGGUGCGUACGUGUUGAGUGUGUUAGUGCGUUUCGGUCGUUACUUUGAUCUGUACUUUUUUACUGGCAACAAAUGUGAGCGAAAACUAACGGUUUAAGGGACUGAUUCAAAAGAAGAAGAAAAAAGAAAACAAACAAAACAAAAAAUAAACAAGCGACUUGUGAUUAAUCGAAACUUUAACCGAUACGACUGAGACUGUGAAUGAUAUGGACGCGGACGCGGAUUCGGGAGUUUCUAAAACUCGCUAUUUUUUUCGAAAACGGUCAAAUUAGAGAAGAGGCAAGUAUUUUUUGAGUAUUGUUUUCGGGAAUAUACACAUUGGCUAGGAGAGGCAGGCAGGAGAAGAAAUUUUACAAUCACAAAACAUUUUCGUACUGAAUAGGAAGAGGCAAACUUUUGGAUGAACUUUUUUCAUUUUUUCUGGUUGGUUUCAGGGAGAACGCUAAAAGAAAAUGGUUAAAAGAGAGGAAUUUUACUAUGUACUAAAAGCGUGUUAAAGCCUGCACGAGGGUUAUUUGUCAAAAUUUGAUCUCGAGGGAUGCGUGCGUGGAUGACGGGUGGACGAAUCAGAUUCAAACUAAUGACAGUUUUGAGAUCGAGUAUUUUGGGGUAGACCGUUUGACACUAAUUUCACACUAGUGUGACCUGGAAAAAAGAUGUAUCCAAACAAGAACGAAAUUGAACAAAUCCCCAUUAAAAACACGUCAAAUUUCUGCUCGUUUGUAAUACAACCAGUUCAUCUUGGUGAGUCCCUACACUUUAUCACAGUUGUGCCACAAUUUUAUCGAACUAAAGCCCCUGGCAGCAAAGUUAUUGCCGGCAUACUUUCACAAAUUUUUAGUUGCAUCCCAACGCUUCUUCAACCCAACCAGUGUUGCCACAUAUACCAAUGUAUCAGUUCUUUCUCCAUCAAAAUAGUAAUAGAGAUCACCAAUUCACUAGUUCGAAAAUUGUACCAAAUCUCAAAAAUAACAUAGUCUAUAGAAUAUACCAGUACCGUCUUUACGCACUUUGGAUGGAUAUAAAACCAUUCGACGUGUAUGAAAUCCUUGUUUGGCAAGCGAUCUGCAGAUGUGGCAGAACUAAUGCAGUCUUUCCUCACAUGUUAGAACGUCAACGGAUAAAUCUACAACGGGCGAAUACCUCCUAAAGUGACUUCUACACUUCCUAAGAUCUCACAAAGAGCUGAAACUGUUUCGGUCGGAUCAUGUUGUUGGGCUGUCAUGAAGGCAACGUUCGUCAAAUUCAAAAAAAUAUUCAAAAAUGUACUUAUGAAAGUGUGGUUGAAAAUACACAAAUCAGCCGUACCAUUGCUCCAAACCUCGUUGAAGAGCCAAGUCGAAACAACUGCUUUUACAGAAUAUUUGAAAAAUAUAGAUUCUAAAAUAAAAUUUUUAAAUAAAAAAUGAGAGUUCCUUUCUUUAAAU